CAUACUAUUCCCUCAGAAAUUAAUGACUAACACGAGUAGUGGCAGCGACAGCAACAGCGCCGACACCUCCACAACCGGCCCACCCAUUCAGUCCAUACAUCGGGUGCACUCAUACUCUUCCAUCGACUCGCAGACACCCAUCGACUCGUCGUCCGACGGCGACGACUACUCCCUGUCCUCAGCCAACCGCCAGUCCCCGGAGUACCAGCGCCGUCGACAGCAGCAGAAGCUGUACUACAUAGCGAGGGAACUGUACUCUAGUGAGGAGGUGUUCAUCGAUGUCCUGCACCUACUCAACGACGACUUCCGAUCGGUGGCCGAACCCCACCUCCCGGAUGAUGUGUUGCAGCCUAUACUCAAACUAUUGCCACAAUUACUACAGAUUAACGAACAACUGGUCACUGAUUUGAAGGACAGGAUAGACGACUGGCCCAACCAUCAGAGGAUUUCCGACGUUUUGGUGAAAAUCUGUCCGUUUCUGAAGCAGUACUCGCUAUACAUCCGGGACUUCGAACACAUAACAACCGCCUAUGACGAGGCCCUCCGGCGGUACCCGUCGUUCGCGGCGGCCGUCCGUGAGUUCGAGUGCAGCCCUCGCUGUCAGAAGCUAUCCGUCCGACACUUUAUGCUAAAACCGGUGCAACGACUGCCCCAAUACCGGCUCCUAUUGCACGACUACUUAGAGCACCUGCCGGUCGAGUCGGACGACUACGUGGACACACAGUCGGCCCUCAAGAUUGUGUCCCAAGUGGCCGAACACGCGAACAAUAGUAUGAAGUCCAACGAGAAUAUCAGCAAAUUAUUGAGUAUUCAGAACAGUAUUAUCGGCGGAACGGAAGUCAUAAAACCCGGCCGAGUGUUCAUCAAAGAGGGUGAGCUCAUGAAGUUAUCAAGGAAGAUCAUGCAGGACAGGUGGUUCAUACUGUUCAACGACUGUCUCAUGUAUUUAACUGCAGUACAAAACGGUGUGUUUCGGGUGAACCACGAGCUCAGCCUAACGGGAAUGAGGGUCUCAUUACCCAAACAACAGGACUUCCAAAACGAGUUCGCAGUCAUAUCGCACACCCGAUCCUUCUCACUGGCGGCCCGGUCUCCUAAGGAACGGGAGGAAUGGGUGUCUGAACUGAAUAAAGCCAUCAAAGAGAAUACGACUAAAAGGAUAUCAUUCGCCAAAUCAGGGAGUCUAUGUUCAGAUGAGACCCUAUUGCCUACCAGUGCCCUAUCGACCAUGGAGUUGGGCACCUGUGCCCCGGUAUGGAUACCCGACGCCCGGGUCACUAUGUGUCAGCUCUGCACCGAAGAGUUCUCAGUGACAUACCGGCGCCACCACUGCCGGUGCUGCGGGAAAGUCGUGUGCAGCGCCUGUAGUCAAAACAAGGCACCCCUUCCGUACCUCAAGAACCAAACGGCG
Oppiella nova is the source of this 1411-nucleotide messenger RNA. Lineage: Eukaryota; Metazoa; Arthropoda; Arachnida; Sarcoptiformes; Oppiidae. The record is from the annotation of a GenBank genome assembly.